GUUGCGGUCACAAUCGUCGCGGCCACGCAGUCCAUCCAUGCGCACAGCCCCGACGCCGGGGGCGCUGGUCAAGGAGCAUGAUAUUUCGACAAAACAGCUCAUGGACGACGCGUUGGUUGACCACGACGUAAGUGAAAGUGGUGGCGACUCAGACGACGAGACGAAACCAGCCGUUGUCAAACCGACCCCGGUCGUCCAGAAAGCUAUGUACAAAAUCAACUCGUACACGGCUUUGACGAAGCUAGACAAAGGAAACAAACAAGCGACACCGGCAGAAACCCGUCGCACCUCCGUGAAACCUGUGGCGGACACGGUGUGCAGUCGGUGCACAGGCAGCAAGGACAUGCCGAGUAUGCACUUUGCAGCAUACGCAGGCCACACGUCGUGCUUGGCCAUUCUAAUCCAGGACACGGGAUUCGUGGCCCAGGACAAACACCACCGUACGCCGCUCUUCUACGCGUGUGCGUCGAACCAAGCCGAGUGCACCAAACUCUUGAUUGAGAAGCGACCUCAGUGGAUCGACAUGCCUGACUCGCAAUUGGACACUCCGGUUCAUGUGAGCUGUUUUUUUGGGUGGGAAGCUUGCCUCGAGGUCCUGCUGGAAGCGGGCGCGAACCCCCACGUUCGCAACGCUAAGGGGUUUCGCCCGAGCCACAUCACAAAAACCCCCGCGUGUUUGAAAAUUCUCGUCAGCCAUGGCGACGAUCUGCUCCAAGGCGACAAACUCGGCCGAACUCCGCUCUUUGUCGCGUGCACGCGAAACCGCGUCGACUGCGUCGAGUUCCUAUGCCAGUGGAACUACCAAGUACACUCGUGGAUGCUCGAGCAAGAAGACGAUCGCAGCGAUCGACCGAUCCACGCUGCUGCCUGCAACGGCAGCAUUGGCAGUCUCGAGAUCCUCAUCAAGUAUGGUGCGGACGUGUUUGCCCGAAAUGCCCGCGGGCUCACAGCUAUUGAUCUUGCUGUCAACAAUCACCACACGGCGUGCGUGGACCAGCUACAAAAAGCAAUCAAGGAUGCAGAAACGGCGUCGACGUGGUUCCACCCCGCCAACGCCCGGCAUGAGAAUCGCCCGCAAACAUCGAGCGAGUGGAGCGAAUGCAUGGACACCGACAGCGGCUACGUCUUCUUUUACAACAACUUGACGGGGAAAUGUCAGUGGGAAAUGCCAGAGGGGUUCAUGACGCUUGUUACAUUAUCGUCUGUGGCACACGCGAGAUUUUGCGUACGUAGAUACGUGGCGUCGCCGGAUCUGAACGGCGCCGAGGGAGCUACAAGUACAAGGACCUCACACGCAGUUGCCGACUCGUUGGCACAUCCUCCCGAUGACGAUGGAGGAGAUUAUGUUUGGGUCAAAAAGAAGAAGAAAACGAUCUCGGUCGUCGCAAGUACUCAAUUGGAAUGGAUGGUCGUCCAAGAUCCAGGGUCGAAAGCCAUCUAUUACAAGAACACCCUGACAGGCGAGUCGCAGUGGGAAGAGCCUGAGGCAAUUCAAAAGCUGCAGCAUGAUGCUCAAGCGCACACGUCGCAGCACGCCCAGGAGUUGUGGGAUGAACUCAACAAAUCGCGCGAUGCGCUGGCCGAGAGACUCGAACAAGAACGAGCGCGGCAACUCGCGCUCACGGCGGCGGCGACUCAAGCAUUUCAGGCGUCGAUCCAAGCGCGUCGAGAGGAAAUGCACCAAAAAGAACUCAAGACGCUCCUGCCCAAGUCGUCGUUUGUCAAGGCCAAACACAAACCGCCGUCCAUGCGAGGAUCAAUGAUGAAGAUGUCGAUGCACACGAUCCAAGACGUGGACAACGAAACCUCGGACGGCGACGCGGACGACCUCACCAAGCUCUGCGAUGACGAACCGUUCUUGAACCUGUUCUUGGGUUCGUUCAUUCGCUACGACUCGACGACCUCCAGCAACCAGACGAGAUUGCCCGGCUCAAAACGCAGCUUGAAACUCGACAUGACUGGCGCCCAGCGGAUCUACAAUGGCAUUUUCCACUACUACUUGACGUUGCUUGACCCGUUCAAUGUUGUGGGAAUGUCGAAGGCGCAGUUUCGAGUGCUUCUCAAGGACGCGGGGCUGUUGCCAAACCCAGGGGGCGCACCAGGGUCCACUCCCCCGCCGUUGAAGCUGCAUGCUGCCGACAUGAUCUUUACACUCUUGGCGACCCCCGACACCCGCCCGGACGCGCCGUCGAAGGAGUCGAUGAUGCUCAUCUCGGGGUUCUACAAGGCCAUGGUCAACGUGGGCGAGCGCGCAGUGGCGGGUUUGGAUGAAAAGGUGGAGGCUGCCAUCGACGACGUCGACGCGUGGUUUUGCACCGAAUACAUGUUGCCGCUGCUGCGGCGCCUCGCAAGUAAAAUGGCCGAAAACGUCAAGCUGUACAAAGACAUAGAGGCAAAGAUGGCGAGCAACCCCCAAGUUGUCGCCCUCGUCGCGGGCAAUCGCGUCCAGCUGCAAACCCUCCAUCGGUUCUACAGCAGCGACUCUCGAUUCAAACUGAUGACCUUCCAAACACUCAGUCAACUCGCGACAGACUUUGCGCUGACACCGACGCUGCUGUGCUCCACGUCCGCUCUCUACCACGUGUGCGAAGCAAUCAACUGGAUCAACGGCCACUCGUACACCGUCGUGAUUUCGUUCGAAAAGUUUGUCCAGAUCUGUCGCACCCUCGCGGUCAGCCCUCGAUUGCAAAUCGUCCAAGUCUGUGUUGAACAUGCCGUAGGUCCUGUUCCCCCAAGACGGAGCGGCAGGGGAGCUCUCGUGCUGGCAGGCCUUCCUGACGUUCCUGAAUACCCAUCGCCACAACCGAGCGACAACGCUGGGGACCAACCCCCUCAACUUCGUGCCUUUUGCAAUCAAUCUGGAACAAGUCCCAGCGGUAGUCCAGCCGGCGCUCCUGCCACCCCCCAUCGAACAAGACGAAGACGACCCAGGGGACGACAUGUAAAAGGCGCUCGUUUCGAUGGGUGUCGACACAGGGACACGGAUAUUCCUCGAGCCAAACUGUAAGUUAUGCUCGCCCUCCGGCCAAAACAGUUGCCAGCGCAUAAAUUUGGAACCAGAUAUAGUACGAGCGCGUGAGGCGCCACUUUCGGAUGACGAAGCGCAUUGGGUCGAGACCUAUCAGAUGCGGAAGCCAUUCGAGUAUACACUUGGCCGCGUCGACGCACGCCGACGCAUGGCAUCAACCACCCAGACUUGCUUUUCGCACACAACUGUUCUACGUUCCUGGACGCCCCUGUGGUAUGGAGAAGUGUCCUGCAGUCGCUGACCAGAACAACGACCUAGAAGGUGUAUGUUUGGAUGUUCAACAAUGUUCAAUGGAGGUCGCCCAAACUGUCGGACGGCGCGGGUGACACAAUACCAAACGGCUCUUGCAUGGGCUGGCCAAGACUGUACUGGUGCAACCUUGCCGCGCGGCCGUGGGUGAGUUGUCUGGGAGCCACCAACCACUCCUCGUCUAGGUGAAAUAAUCAUUAUGGACCGUGCAUGCGGG
Molecule: messenger RNA, 3494 nt
Organism: Aphanomyces invadans
Lineage: Eukaryota; Oomycota; Saprolegniomycetes; Saprolegniales; Verrucalvaceae
Exons: 11
Coding region: 38-3007 (989 amino acids)
Molecular function (GO): protein binding
Source: RefSeq, a predicted model, not a curated record